UUUUUUCUUGUGCAAUCAAUGUGCUUUUUUUUCUUUUCCCGGUAAUAAUCUUCAUAUUUCUCUAUAAAGGCAUUUAAAGUCCCUUUCUUCCACCCUUUUACUUUUAACAAAAUUCGUUAUAUCCACACAAUGGAUAGCAAAGCGUCUGAAAAGCAACAGGUGGACUCGUCCUAUAUCUCUGAUGAGAAAUUGAGCAACGAAAACUCUGAAAAGUAUCUUUCUGAGGGUAAUGAUGGUAAAACCGAAGAGGUUCAGACCUUUGGCGGUGAUACCGCCCUUGCUAAUGCUCCCUGGAAAUACAAGAUCAUUGCUUUAGUUACAGCACUUAUGUUUCCUUUCGGUUCUCAUUUCUCUGCUAGUGCUUUAUCUGCCAUGAAGUCUCGUCUUGUUGUGAACAUGGCCAUUAAUAACACACAGUAUGGUGUCGUAUCCGCGGCUGUGUCAAUUAUCAAUACUAUUUUCCCCAUUGCUGGUGGUAUAUUUAUUGAUAUUUUCGGUUCCGUCUGGGGUACACUUGCCAUUAAUUUCAUGAUUAUUCUCGGUGCCCUUCUUACUGCUAUCGCUGCCAAGUAUGAGUCGUACGCUCUUUUGGUGGUUGCUCGUGUUAUUUUCGGUAUCGGUAGUGGUUUGAUUGUUACCAUGCAAGAAUCUUUGCUUUCCAAAUGGUUCCGUACAAGACAUUUAUCCAUUGCUAUUGGUCUUCAACUUUCAAUCAGUCGUCUCUCCACCUUCUUGGGUACCCUUGUUGCUAAUGCUGUAGCAGAUGCUACAGGUGACUGGGUUUGGGCUUUCUGGUUAUCAUUCAUUCUUUGUUGUUUCUCCAUCAUCAUGAAUUUGAUCUAUGCACUUGUUGUUCGUCACUUGCAAGGCCAGGUUGUAUUGACUUCAGCUGAAAAGAUUGCCUUGAAAAAGAAGAAGACUUUCAAAUGGCGUUCUAUUUUCAAGUUCCCCCUCAUCUUCUGGCACAUUAUUCUCAUCGAAUUCAUUUAUGCUGCUGUUUGGUCUUCUUUCCAAACUAUUGCUACUGAUUUGAUCAAGAAGCAUUUCGGUACCGGUGAAAAGUUGGCUGGUUAUAAAGCUAGUGCCUCUCAAAGUAUUCCCAUUGUCGCUACACCUGUCCUCGGUUUCAUUAUGGACUUUUAUGGUUGUCGUGUCGUGAUUCUUUUGCUUUCUGCUGUCUUCUUAAUUCUCAGUUCUGGUUUCUUGGGUUGGACUUAUAUCGAGCCCACUGUUGGUAUGAUCUUUUACUCUAUUUCUCUUGCCUUUGGUCCUAUCUCUAUGAUUACUUCCAUUGGUAUGCUUUUGCCUUCUGAAUAUAUCGGUACCGGUUUAGGUAUGUACAAGGCUUCCAACAAUAUUGGUACUGCUAUUCUUGAUGUUGCUAUUGGUGUUAUUCAAGACAAGACCGCCAACCAAUCUUAUGUGAAGGUGAUGUUGGUCUUUAUGAUUUUGGCCGGCAUUGGUUUUGUAUUGAUUUGUGCACUUUGGUUCAAUCAGUUCUACUUUUAUGGUAAUCUUCUCGAAGUCAGACGUAGUAAGCGUGUUGAGCGUAUGGAAGAGAUUAACGGUAAAGAACUCGAAUAUACUUCCAGAGGUUUGGAUCCUUACACCGAUACACCUAUCAAGAAGCUCAGUUAUCCUAUUGUUGGCUUCUUUGUUGCUGCACUUAUUUCUGCAUGGGUGUUAUUCUUUGUUUACAGUAUCCACACAGGAUAAAUUAUCCCAUCUCUUUUUUAUUUAUUUCCCAUUUCUAUAUCAUGUUAUUUAACUUGCAUUACAAUUCUAAAAUUUACCCACCCCCUUCCAUAAUACUCAAACACUGGCUUGUUUGAAGAAAAAAAAAACAUCUUAUAGACAACAUGAACACAAACACAUUACUUACUAUCACCCCAACUCUUUAAUCCUAAUAAAAUUAUUUAUUCUAAAUAACUAUAUAAAAAAAA
Mucor mucedo is the source of this 1943-nucleotide messenger RNA. RefSeq names its product major facilitator superfamily domain-containing protein. Gene Ontology annotation, molecular function: transmembrane transporter activity. The coding region runs from base 130 to 1716 and encodes 528 amino acids. The transcript has 3 exons. The record is from RefSeq and is a predicted model, not a curated record. NCBI's taxonomy places the organism in Eukaryota, Fungi, Mucoromycota, Mucoromycetes, Mucorales, Mucoraceae. Gene Ontology annotation, biological process: transmembrane transport.